This is a messenger RNA of Aureobasidium namibiae CBS 147.97, 828 nucleotides long. RefSeq lists its product as uncharacterized. Lineage: Eukaryota; Fungi; Ascomycota; Dothideomycetes; Dothideales; Saccotheciaceae. The transcript has a single exon. Bases 1 to 828 code for a protein of 275 amino acids. The record is from RefSeq and is a predicted model, not a curated record.
AUGUUGUCCCUGCUCUAUCGUUGCUCCACUCCCUUUCAUCCCUUCCAUGCUCUUGCCCUCCCCCUCGCCGAACGCUGCUUUUCUAUCGCACACUGCCGCCUCGAAGCUAGCUCAGUCCCUUCUGACUCAAGACUGACAAAAGAUGCUGAAUCCCGUAAGAAGCACAACGCCGCGAGGAAAGCCCGAUAUGCCAACGAUCCCGAACACCGCGCAACAAUCUGUGCUCAGUCCCGGGACAGGCACAAUCGUCGAUAUGCCAACGACCUUGAGUAUCGCGCCAAAUCCAAUGCCCGCAGUCUCGCUGCAAAGAAUGCACGGUACAGGUCUGACGCCCAGUUUCGUGCGCGCCUCGAAGCUGAGGCUGCGGACAGACGAGCCAAGCAAGAUCCUGUGGCUCGGGAAGAAAUCCUCCAGCGCAAAAGAGUACACAAUAACCAAAGAUAUGCCGAUGACUAUACCUUCAGGCAGCGGCGUAGCCUACAGACUUGGCUCCGUAACCAUAUUCCUACUCGGGAGCUGACCUGGCGGACACAUGAUGCUGAAUUGCAUGUAGACCGAGUGGCACGUCUGUGCUCUGGAGAAGCUUGUGGUUUCGAGAAGAAAUUGAAACUAUGGAUGAAGCGUAAGGAUUCUGACCCUGCUCUGUAUGAUUGCUACAACUGCUUUACAUCCGACUGGGUUCCUGAGAAGGUUCUCCCAAUCGGCUACGAGCAUGUGAUUUUCGGUUCGGGUGAGAAGAUAGAGCCCCGUCCAGUCCCACUGGAUGCUGCUGGCGACGAGGCCUCGAAAUCUGCGAACCCUUCUAGCGGUGCAGGUACCGUCCCGUGA